AUGGACACCUGCAACUUGGAAAUUCUUGAUAUUCAUUCGGAUUCACGUUAUGUGAAAGAUUAUUUGGAGCGUUUUGAGAUUUGGUGCCUCAGCCGCAAGAGUCUGGACACCGAGAAGAAGACAGCACAUUUUCUUACUGCUGCUGGAAAGGAAGCUUAUGCGCUGAUUAAAAAUUUGACAUUCCCAGAGUCACCAAUACAACUGAAAUACGAAGAACUGGAGGAUCUGUUACUAAAACACUUCCAGCCAGUCAACUUCGAGGCAGCUGAGCAAGCGAAAUUUCAUUGCCUUGCUCGUGAUCCUAAUCAGUCUGUCCGGGACUUCAGCUGCAGACUCAGGCUGCCCACUGUAAUUUCAAAGAUCAGCUUCAAACUCAGGUCCGUGAUAGACUCGUUGCUGGAAUUAACUGUUUUGAGCUACAGCAGCAGUUAUUGUUGA
Echinostoma caproni is the source of this 438-nucleotide messenger RNA. Lineage: Eukaryota; Metazoa; Platyhelminthes; Trematoda; Plagiorchiida; Echinostomatidae. The record is from the annotation of a GenBank genome assembly.